AGCCGCAUACGAUCGCAUUGUAACUAACGCUACUAGCGCAUUCGGAUACUUUGUUGAUAAUCCUAGUUAUUUGAAAGAAUUUCAACUUUUUCAUUGUAAUUCGUGUUAUCAAGCAAACUUUUAUUUUCACAAUGUAUUUAACCGGCACAAUAUCAAUGUUAGUCCUGUAUAUAUCAGUGACAACCGCUUUACCACCAUGUGUUUGCACGCGCGAGAAAAAUCCCGUAUGCGGUUCAAAUGGAAAAACUUAUAGCAACGUUUGUAUGCUCAACUGCGCUCGCGCAUCUGAUCCAGAUCUCUCCCUACAAAGUUACGGUAAAUGCGAAGCUCCCCCAGUUAUCCCAGACAACUGCAUAUGCACGUUCGAAUUCAAUCCAGUAUGCGGUACAGAUGGUGAAACUUAUCCCAAUCCAUGCACCCUCAGAUGUCGCCAGAGACAAAUCCACAGACUAGAUAUCAGCCAUAGAGGAGCGUGUAGGAACAUUCGAGAUGUCGAUGAUUCUUGCGGUUGUAAGAAUAGAGAAACAAAAUUAGUCUGUGGCACAGAUGGUUUCACGUACAAUAACCCAUGCUUACUGAACUGUGCUCGCGAAACAAAUCCUGACUUACACGUACUCCAUGUUGAUUCUUGUGACGCAAAUAAAGACGAUUUUCCUAAAACGCCUCUUUGUGCAUGUACGAGGAAUCUACAGCCGGUGUGUGCAUCAAACGGAAUCACUUACGGCAACAAAUGUCUUAUGAAAUGCGCGGGAACUCACCUCACUAUAAAAGGACUUGGAUCUUGCGAUGAAUUUUAAUGUUGUUAUUUAUUUAAAAUGCGUCAUUUCGUACAAAGAAUUGCAGUAACACCGCUAAAGGAAUAUAUAAAGCUUGCCAAAUUAUUGUGGGUGUAAAUUAUAGGUUUAAAUAUUUUACGCAAUAAUAUAUUGCAAAUGUGAUACGAAUUAGGUUAUAUUUUAUUAUUGAUUUUCUAUUU
Molecule: messenger RNA, 976 nt
Organism: Papilio machaon (common yellow swallowtail)
Lineage: Eukaryota; Metazoa; Arthropoda; Insecta; Lepidoptera; Papilionidae
Product: serine protease inhibitor dipetalogastin-like
Exons: 2
Coding region: 132-797 (221 amino acids)
Molecular function (GO): protein binding
Source: RefSeq, a predicted model, not a curated record